Messenger RNA from Bradysia coprophila, 2801 nucleotides. RefSeq names its product ATP-binding cassette sub-family G member 1. Lineage: Eukaryota; Metazoa; Arthropoda; Insecta; Diptera; Sciaridae. Gene Ontology annotation, biological process: transmembrane transport. Gene Ontology annotation, molecular function: ATP hydrolysis activity; ABC-type transporter activity; ATP binding. Gene Ontology annotation, cellular component: plasma membrane. The record is from RefSeq and is a predicted model, not a curated record.
UGUUAUUUUGUUUCGAAUCCGAACGAAAACACGAUAUGAAAAUACUUAAAAUGCAUUACACAUACAGAGUUCUAGAUUGCAUACCCAUAUUGCAAUCGAUAAACUUUUCUAAGGCGCAGUUGCAUUUCAGCGUUUCGACGAGCUAGUGGCAAAACGAAUCUCUCACACACAGUGUGUAGCUGUUGAAUUUUCUUUUGUUGGUUUGAAAAUUUUCAUUGAAAAUAUAGCACCCACUUUUGUGAUAUAAUUUUGUCACCAUCUAUAUACUAACAUCUACGAUUCUACAUGUAUAACACACAAGUGUAUAAUAUAUAAAAAUUUUCGUUUUGUAAAUAAAUUUUAUUUGAAAUUGAUUUUCUCGUCAGUUUAGCGUAGUGAAUGUUUAGUUAAUGAGUUUUGUGCUGUGCGUGAUAUUAGAUAUAAAUUUUCAUUGGGAAUUUAUAAUUCAAGUGAAUUAAUAUUUUACACUGUGAACUUUAGAUAUAUUCAAGUUUUGUUCAAAGACUAAAACAAACAUGUACGUUCUAAUGAUGAAAAUGAUGAAAACUAUUUGAACGAACAAACCAACGAAUAUAUAGAUAAAUUAUAGUUAUUGUGCAUUAAAAAACAAACAAAAAAAAACAAUAUGGAUACGAAGAUUAAGCCUAAAAACAUCGAGUUUAAGCAGCUAACAUACACAGUUCCAGUCAAAAAUGACACCCGAGACAUUCUCAAAUCUGUAUCUGGAGAAUUUAAAUCCGGUGAGAUAACUGCAAUCAUGGGACCAUCGGGUGCUGGCAAGUCCACUCUGUUAAACAUUUUAACAGGUUUUAUACAAACUGGUGUCUGUGGACAGGUAAAAAUGAACAAUGUUAAUGUGUCUGACAAGAAGUAUAGAAGGCAAUGCUGCUAUAUAUUACAAGAAGACAAUUUAUAUCCAACAUUUACUGUUCAGGAAACAAUGAUUCUUUCAGCUUCACUAAAAAUUAGUGGCAUUAGUACUGAGGAAAAGAAACAGAUAGUGGACAAUGUACUGAAUACUCUACAAUUAACACAUACCAAAAGUACGAAAUGUGGUCACUUAUCCGGUGGUCAAAAGAAGCGUCUAUCAAUUGCACUGGAGCUGUUAGGCAAUCCUCCAGUGUUAUUUUUGGACGAGCCAACAACCGGCCUAGACAGUCUAUCAUCAACAAACUGUAUUCGACUGCUACAUCAUUUAUCUCGUGAAGGACGCACAAUAGUAUUCACAAUACAUCAACCUGCCGCAUCAAUAUUUGAAACUUUUGAUCACAUUUAUGUGUUAGCUGAAGGAAAUUGUGUGUAUCAAGGUACGGCGAACAAUACAGUGCCGUAUUUAAGUUCAAUUGGCUUGAACUGUCCGCAGUACCAUAAUCCAGCUGAUUUUCUCCUGGAAGUGGCCAACAAAGAGUACGGAGAUUUUGGUCCAGAUCUAACACAGGCAGCCAAGGACGAACGCUGGCGAUUCAAUUCGAAUUUUAUAACCGAUCAACUAAACACGUCGUUUGACCAUUUUCAAAUUGAAGGAGAAAAAACAGCUGUCUAUCGAAAUAAUUCAAAUGAUAGCAAGGAGCUUCAUGUUGCCCCGUCAGAGUGGACAAAAUUUGUGCUGUUGUUAGGUCGUUGUCAAAUUCACUAUUAUAGAGACUGGACUGUUACACACUUAAAAAUAUUGCUUCACAUCUGCACUGCCCUUUUGGUAGGACUUAUGUAUGGCGACUCAGGUAUAAAUGCUACGAAGUCUGUUGCGAAUGUUGGAUUAUUUCUAAUUGGUGUAUGUUAUCUCUGGUAUACGUCCAUAAUGCCUAGCAUCUUGAAAUUUCCGUCAGAGGUUGAUAUUCUCAAAAAGGAGACUUUCAACAAUUGGUAUCCGCUGAGGACAUAUUUCUGUGCAAAUAUGAUAAUUAGCACUCCGAUACACAUUGUCAUGUCGACGCUGUUUGCAGCGAUCGUAUUCUUCAUGACCGAACAAUUGUUUGAAGUGGAUCGAUUUUUGAAAUUUACAUUGAUCUACAUUUUAACAACGAUCGUUGCCGAUGGCUUUGGUUUGAUUCUUGGUUCUGUGUUCACUCCUGUGAAUGGGGUAUUUGUCGGCGCUACAUCAUCAGCGUUUAUUCUGGCCUUUAGUGGAUUCAUUGCACUCCACAGUCAUAUAUCGAAACCAAUGAGACUUCUAUCGAAUAUGUCAUCAAUGAGCUAUAUGCUGGAAGCAAUUGUUCUGUCGUUGUACGAUAAUAACAGAGCAGACCUUAUAUGUCCCGAUACGGAAAUGUAUUGCCAUUACAAGAGUCCUAAACUGAUUCUAGACGAACUGGGAAUGACGGCGACGAAUUUCGAGUUUGACGUCGGCAUGAUCGUAGCUCAAAUGGUUGUGCUGAAGGGACUGGCAUAUUUAUUACUUCAGAGACGACUCAAAAAAAGCUGAAUGUGCUAAUAUAUUACUUUCUCAUGAGCGCGGCGAGCAUUCAAUAUACAAAACAAUUUAAUGUAAAUAAUGAAAGUCUCAAAAGGUGUUUCCUACUCCACUUUUUCCCAAAAAUGAGAAUGGACAACAGCAAAAAAUUGUCUAUAAGCUGAGAUCUAACACAAUUCAAGUCCACAAUCCAGCCUAAAAUUCACAGUCAAAAAAAAGGAUCUGGCUCCUCAAUAUUUAUAUGUUUAGCGUUAGUUUACACGUUAGGAAACUUGGAAAUGAUUGUACAUAAUAAGUAACUGGUUGAACUCUAAUGUGAUAUAGAUAGUAAGAGUGUGGUUAUAGUUCUUUUGAGAAAUAAAUAAUUGUGUUGGUUUGAACCACAGACAUA